AAAAAAAGACGACGUCAACUUCCCAAGGCUUUUCAGCGUCAAGAAAGAGGAAUUUGAAGGGGUAAGUUUAGAGUUGUACAACGUAUUACAAGUUGUGAAAAAGUGCAGUAUCUUGGCGGUAGAUGUUUUAGUCUUGACGUAGUUAAAUCAUGAUUACAAGCUCAUUGCAUUCAAGUUUGAAAAUUGGAGGACAUUCAUGUGCAGUUUUUACCUUCAAAGCUCAUAUUUACGAUUAUUCCGAGAGCACGUUAAGACAGCAUUAGCAGCACAGAUAAAUUACAUCUUUAUUGUGUCUGUUACCCUUUUCUGCUAAAUAUUUCUGCAAUACAAAUAGGAUUUACGCUGCAGAUUACGGACACUGAAGACCAUAAGCAAGCAUUGUUACUAACGUUACGUAAAAUAUGCAGGCCUAUGUAUUAUAACUGCACUGAUAUUUAAGCGAUCAAUAACUAUUAAUAGAUUUAGUACAGUGUUCCAUAAGAAUGAGUCUUCGUUACAAUAGUCUUUACAUGAGUCUUCUCCUAACUGAUAAUGCUUGACUUUAACAAAGCUGGUCAUUGUUUCAAAACCUGCUGUUAUAUUUUUAAAAUGUUAUCUAUUUUUACGUGUAACGUUAAUACAAAUAAUGUAAUGCAAUUGAAACAUUUGGUUUAAUUACCAAAUUCAUUUUUCAAUUUAAUAAUCAUAACAGUGGAUAUAUGAGGCUAACUGCAGUGUCCACUACCAUGCAUUACAUAUCAACAGGUGUAGAAUUAAUUUUGUCAUUGUAGGAAACACAAACAAACAAAAACCUUAUGUGUAAACUUUGUGUUACAGAAAGUUCAAGUCUGGGUGGCCAGAAGUUACAUUUCAGUGACCUGGUUACCGCCUCUCUCUGCAAACCCAAAGGAUCACUUUCCUUAGUGGAUCUACCCCAAUCAUCAUUAACGGGACCCCAGUGGAGAGAGUGAGCAGCUUCAAUACCUUCAAAUGCCCUGCAAAGAGUAGCUGAACGCAUCUCCAGAACAUCUCUCCCCUCUCUGCAAGACAUCCACACCAGAAGAUGUAAAUCUAGGACUGUUAAGAUCCUUAAAGACCCCACGCACCCUGGAAAUCCACUGUUUCAUCUGCUACAGUCAGACAGACGCUUCUGCAGUCUGAUGGCAAAAACAGAUAGGCUCAGGAGGAGUUUCUUCCCUCAUGUUAUCAGACGACUAAACAUGGACAUUAAACACACUGAACUUUAUAGACUGGUUGUUUAGGGCUACCCAAUAACUCUCUGCACACUGCUUUUUUGACAACCUAACUAUGCAACUCAUCCUCACUGCACAUUGUCUACAUCUCUGCACAUCAUCUGUGUAGCAGUUUCUAUGUAGCAUCUCUACAAAUCAUCUGUGUAGUAGUUUAAUACAGUAUAUGGUGUAUAUUUUAUACAGUAUAUUUUUUCCUGUUGUUUCAUUAUUUUAUUUUUUUUGCACAGUCUAAAAAGAGUAUGCCAGACCUACAUUUCACUGCUUUUUGCAUGUCAUAUAACAAAUAAAACUUGAAUUUUUAAUGGUGUGGAGUGUUACCUGUGAUUGAGUUGGUGAUAAAAAGGAGAUGGGGAAAAGAGUGUCUUAAAUUGGACUUUGGUACCAAUAAUAUUUUCCUCUUAAGUCUUGGAAUGUUUAUUUUUAUUAUUAUUAAUUCUUGUAUUACUAUUUAGAUUUUUUUUUCUUUUUUUUUUUUAAUUAAAUGUUUAUUUGUACAUUUACUGCUUUUUAUAAUGUUGUUUCACCUAGAGCCAAGGGGGUUGUAACAAUCUAAACAAUAUAAUUUCUCCCUCAGAUUUCAAACUUGCAUUAAAGAAAAACAUUAACAUACAGUAAACAUUUUAUUGCUCUAAAUUACUCAUUCAUUUUCUUGAUACUGAUAUAAUUAUAAAAUUUAUAUAAUUUAAUAUACUUGAAUGUUUGCAGCUGUCACAAAAUUAUAUAACCUCUUGUUAAUAAAAUGUAAACUACAAUGAAAAACAAUAAAUCUGUUUUUCAUUAGUAUCGCUACUUUAUGCCCUCCUCAUUCGCGGGCACCCCGGCAAUGACGCAAUGUGAAAUUUCCGCUUAAACCCCGCCCAUUUGUAAAGUCCCGCCCACUAGCGGCAAAAGUUCCUCCCACUUGGAGCUCUCCGUGAAGUCCAGCCCACUUGCGGCAAAAGCUCCUCCCACUUGGAGGUCUCCGGGCUGCAGCGAUACCUACUUGUGGAGGCUUGGCCCAAAAUGUAGCUUCGCUAAAAAAAUAAAAAACUUGACUUCGACAUUAAAGAAUCGGAAUAACAGAUCGCUUUUUCAUAUAACAAUCUGUGUAAAAAUGAAUAGUCACUUCAUUUUGUCCGUGUUGUGGUGCGGUCUGUCUGAUGUUGCUGCAGAUGUAGUGCCAGUGAAGGAGGGAGAUUCAGUCUCUCUAAACACUGGUGUUGAAAUUAACCAACAAGAUAUUAGAUGGUAUUUCAGUGACACUCGCAUCGCUGAAAUCAAUGGAGCUCAGAGUAAGAUCUGUACAGAUGUUCAGUGUCCUGAGAGCUUCAAAAACAGACUGAAGCUGGAUCAUCAGACUGGAUCUCUGACCAUCAGGAACAUCAGAACAACAGACUCUGGAGAAUAUCAACUUGUCAUCAAUGAAAAAAACAGUAAAAGUGAAAAGAUCUUCAGGGUUACCGUUCAAGGUUUUUACAGUAAAGAUGGAGUGUCAGUGUUUUUGAGUGUGUGUGGUGUUGCUGCAGAUGGAGUGUCAGUGAAGGAGGGAGAAUCAGUCUCUCUACACACUGGUGUUAAAACAAACCAACAAGACAGCAUUAAAUGGUAUUUCAAUGACACUCUCAUCGCUGAAAUCACUGGAGAUCUCAGUUUUAUCUGUACAGAUGUUCAGUGUAAUGAAGUUGUUCCUGCCCUUAAACUAGAUGAAAUGAAGGAGGGAGGAAAUGUCACUUUAUAUACUGAUGUAAUAAAAAACCCAAACGAUGUGAUGACGUGGCAUUUUAAUGACAUUCUCAUCGCUGGAGAUCAGAAAUGUCAUCACUGUGUGAUGGAAAUAAUCGCCCGGACUUUAAGAAAAGUUAAUCUGAGCAGUUACCAGUUCAAAGAGCUGCUCAACUGCCUACUGAACACUGUGUGA
Carassius gibelio (silver crucian carp) is the source of this 3129-nucleotide messenger RNA. RefSeq lists its product as uncharacterized. Lineage: Eukaryota; Metazoa; Chordata; Actinopteri; Cypriniformes; Cyprinidae. The record is from RefSeq and is a predicted model, not a curated record. The coding region runs from base 2326 to 3129 and encodes 267 amino acids. The transcript is spliced from 8 exons.